Chanos chanos (milkfish) is the source of this 9410-nucleotide messenger RNA. RefSeq names its product bromodomain PHD finger transcription factor (gene bptf). NCBI's taxonomy places the organism in Eukaryota, Metazoa, Chordata, Actinopteri, Gonorynchiformes, Chanidae. The record is from RefSeq and is a predicted model, not a curated record. Gene Ontology annotation, molecular function: RNA polymerase II cis-regulatory region sequence-specific DNA binding; zinc ion binding. The transcript has 32 exons. The coding region runs from base 1 to 9114 and encodes 3037 amino acids. Gene Ontology annotation, biological process: regulation of transcription by RNA polymerase II. Gene Ontology annotation, cellular component: NURF complex.
AUGAGGGGGAGAAGAGGCAGGCCGCCCAAAACCUUGCUGAUGCAGGAGCCGUCUUCGGCGCCAGUUCGGGGUUUGAGACCACGAAGAGGGUUGAGGGCAAAGGGGAGAGGUACCACCGAUGUGGAUUUUGUGACUCCCAAAAGGGGGAAUUACCAUUCAUCGCGGGGCCGAAGGAAAGUGGGAUCAUCCACAUCAAGGGGUAGAGGAAGAGGUAGAGGUUCUGGAAGAGGCAGGGGAAGACGGAGCGCUACCAGCCUAGUGGUUUACGAUGACCACGAAAGCGAAGAGGAUGAAGAAGAUGCAGAGAGUUUGAGAUCAGAAGAAGAAGAGUACAUUGAAGAACGCGUAACCGAUGAGGAGGAAGAAGAGGCCCUCGACGAUGAGUCGGACUACCUUGAGGAAAUAGCCGAGGAAGAUGAUGAUGAUGCCAGCUACUGUACUGAGAGCAGUUUUCGUAGCCAUGGCAGCACUCCAGGUCGAAGGAGGCCUCGAGCACGCCGCCCGCGUUCUCCCAUCUUCGAGGAGAAGGAGAUUCCUCCUCUGGAGAUCCCCAAAUCCUCAGAGGACCUCCUGCUUCCCAAUGAGCAGCUCCUCAACGCCUCAGCCAUCUACGAGGUCCUCCGCAACUUCAGCCCUGUCCUGCGCCUCUCGCCGUUCCGUUUCGAGGACUUCUGCGCCGCCCUGGUGGGGCAGGAACAGUGCACGUUGAUGGCCGAGACGCACAUCUCUCUCCUUAAAGCCAUCCUUCGGGAGGAAGACGGCUCCAACACCACGUUCGGUCCGACCGACUUGAAAGACUCCGUCAACUCCACCCUCUACUUCAUCGACGGCAUGACGUGGCCGGAGGUGGUGCGGGCGUACUGCGAGAGCGACACCGAGUACCACCACGUGCUCCCCUACUUGGAGGGGGAGGAGUACCCUUUCGGACCUCUGGAGAGCAAAGUCAAGGUCCUUCAGUUUCUGGUGGAUCAGUUUCUCACGACCAACUUGGCCCGCGAGGAGCUGAUGUCGGAGGGCGUGAUCCAGUACGACGAUCACUGUCGCGUCUGUCAUCGCCUCGGCGACCUGCUCUGCUGCGAGACGUGUUCGGCCGUGUACCACCUGGAGUGCGUGAAACCGCCUCUCGAGGAGGUGCCCGAGGACGAGUGGCAGUGCGAGGUCUGCGUGGCGCACAAGGUGCCCGGCGUGUCCGACUGCAUAACGGAACUGCAGAGGAGCAGGCCGUACAUCCGCCAGGAGCCGAUCGGCUAUGACCGCCAUCAGAGGAAGUACUGGUUCCUUAACAGGAGAAUAGUUGUUGAGGAGGACGGCGAUCAGGAGAAUAAAAAGAUCUGGUACUACAGCACAAAGGUGCAGCUGGCAGAGCUGAUUGAAUGCCUGGAUAAAGAGUACUGGGAGAAUGACUUAUGUGCCGUAUUGGAGGAGAUGAGAGAGGAGAUACACGCGCAUAUGGAUAUUACUGAGGAUCUUACCAACAAGGCCCGUGGGAACAACAAGUCCUACCUCUCUGCUGUAAACGACGAUAUCCUAGAGAGGCUGAAGGCCAAGCAGGAGAUGGAACUGGAUGAGGUCAAGAAGAGGGAGGUGGAGGAGGUCGAUAAAGCCAAGCAGGGGUCAGAGGUCAACGAGUCUGAAAAGGCUCCUACAGGGGAGUCGUUCUCUCCAGAGAUUGAUGGGAAUGGAGAAGCAGGUGACGGAAACGCCACAAGCAAGCAAACAGCUAAUGAUGAAGCCCCCCCUGCUGGUGAGGAGGCCAACAGCAGCAGCAUCUCAGAUCCUCUGAAGGCUGACUCUCCAGCCCCAGAUUGCAGCCAGCUUAAAACUGAACCUGAGAACUCCGCAGGGGGUGCUAACACUGCCUCCUCCAAAGGAGAGGAGCCUGGGGAGGAGGCGACGACCAGCGUCGAGGUUGAGAAGGAGUGGGCAGGUAAAAGUUCAGAGGCUGGUUCCCAUGGUGAUGGAGAACCGUCGUCGUUAGUAACCCAUCCUCCCCAGACUGCUGAUGAGAACAGCUGCAGCAGCCACAUAUCCACCUCAGAGGGGCUCAGGGCCCCUGAGGAGCCCGAUCUGGCAGACAGGUCCUCCCAGUCCUCCAUUACCAGCCAGGAUGACACUGGUGAAGGUAAGGAACAGACAAACGGGGACAGUUCGUUACCAACAGCUAAGACGGGAUCUGCCACAAGGAUGGUGACCCGGCUACGCAACCCAGAAAGCAAGCUGAGCCAACGCAAGAGUCAGCAAGAUAGCAAUUCUCAGGAUGGCAGCAAAGCGCUUAAAGAGACCCCUCCCCUGGCCUCUUUGCUUUCUGGCAAGAAAGAUUUGGCCAUCAAGGGGAACCACAGCACCUUUUUCAAACUGGGCCAAGAGGGCAAGUACCGGGUGUACCAAAACCAGUACAGCACCAACACUCUGGCCCUGAACAAGCACCAGCACCGCGAGGACCACGACAAGCGGCGGCACCUCUCACACAAGUUAUGCUUGACCCCCGCUGGCGACUUCAAAUGGAACGGCUCCAUGCAUGGCUCAAAGGCACUGACCGUGUCUACGCUCAGGCUGUCAAUCAUCCAGCUGGAGAACAAUGUUCCCGCCCCCUUCCUGCACCCCAACUGGGCCUCCCAUAGGUCAAACUGGAUCAAGGCUGUGCAGAUGUGCAGCAAAGCGCGGGAGUUCGCUUUGGCCUUGGCCAUAAUGGAGUGUGCUAUCAAACCUGUUGUCAUGCUACCCGUGUGGAAAGAUUCCCUGGGCCACACAAGGCUGCAUCGAAUGACCUCCAUUGAGAGAGAGGAGAAAGAGAAGGUGAAAAAGAGAGAAAAAAAGUUGGAAGAUGAAGAGAUUAUGCAACAAGCGACGUGGGUGAAGUACACUUUUCCCAUCAAACACCAGGUCUGGAAACAAAAAGGUGAAGAGUACAGGGUAACAGGUUACGGAGGCUGGAGCUGGGUCAGUAAGACGCAUGUCCACCGAUUUGUCCCCAGACUACCUGGAAACACCAACGUCAACUAUCGCAAAGCACUUGAGGCAGCUAAAGCUGAAAAGGAAAACCAGGCUUCCUGUAAGAAGAAGGAGGAACACUUUGUAAAAACAGACGUGGAAUUCAAGGAAACAAAGGAAAGUGAAGAUCCCACCAAAAAUGCAGAUGAAAAAGACAAGGACCAAAGCUCUUCCCCCACUGAAUCCUCCACAGAAAUAGUUUCUACAGAUGAGCAGAUGUCAAAGGAGAAGGGAGACGAAACAAGGCAGGAAGAAAAAAUGGAUGUGGAGGAAGGGAAGGAUGAAGGAACAGAAGAGAAGAAUGAUAACCACGUCAACAGCAGCACAUCUGAGGGGAUGGAUGUCGACUCUAGCGCACCACGCUCCUCUCCCGGUGAAGAAAAUGGUAACUUAAGCACUUCUGGCACACCGCCCAUAAACGAAGAGUCUGUUAAGACGGAGCUUGUCCAGAAUGAGGAGCCCAAGGUCAUUGCUGCAGGGCAGCAGUCUCAACGACCCUUUAACUACGAUGUAGUGAAUGUAAGCGAGGGCUUCCUGCUACGCACAGCCUACAAGAAGAAAGUGAAGGCAUCUAAGCUUGACGGACUGUUGGAGCGACGGGUGAAGCAGUUCACCCUGGAGGAGAAACAGAGGCUGGAAUGUCUCAAGCAGGGUGCGGUCACCAAAGCUUCCUGCAACCAGAUAAAUGAAGGCCCCGAAAAGACGACAGGAGGCUCGAAUGAUACCAAGGUCAAAAGUGAAGGAGCAACUGCUGAAGCUUCCAGGGUUGCUAAUGCAGAGGGCUCCGUAACCACACAGGACAAGAAGGAACAAGAAAGGGCUGUAGACUCGGCAUUGCAGGAAAAAGAUCCUGUGGUCCAAAGGCUGGGGUUUGACCAAGAGGAAGAGCAGAUUAAGACCAAAACUUCAGGAGACAAGGAUAGUGUGGAUGUCAAAUCAGGUGUCAGUACUAACACUCAGUCAGCUGGUUCUAGUCCUGAGUUUCAACAGCAGAAGCCUGGGACUGGGUCAGACCCCAGUGCCACCAGUUGCCAUGGUAGCAAUGACCAGGGCAAUGGUAACCCAGAAACUGAGCUCAAUGGGGGUUCUCAGAAAGGUCUCGAUCUCGAUGGUAGGCCAGAGAAAUCCCUCACUGAGGGAGUGUCUCCCAAACCUGGGGAUACAGAGAAGAAACCCUCUCUUGAGAACAACUCGUCGAUCACAAAUUUUGGAGAGAAUGGCAGGGUACAUGGAUGUGAAGAGGGAUCCAUAGUUGACAACAACAUGGAAGUGGAUAAUUAUACAGGAGGUGGGAAGGUGGAAAAAGACAGAGCAGUUCAAGUGAAUGGGAAAGAUGAUUCUUCAGACUCUCCUCACCUUGAUCUGAGCGGUCACGUUAACACAAAGGAGCUUCCUCAGAGUGUAGGGAGUGAAAUAAAAGCUCUCCCGCCAAAGGAGACAGUGAAGUCAUUCAUGAAUGGCGAUCUCUCCCAGGAAGGUCUGAGGGAGAAGACCAACACCACAGCCCCUCUUGCUGUUCCUGAUGGAGAACAAAGGAUCACAAUGUCAGAACCUGAGGAUUUACCACCGCAGAAAAUACCCAGGCUGGAGAAUAACACAGAAGAAACAAAGGACUCUAUGAGGAACUCUUCUCCCUCUGAACCCCCUUUAAUGUCUGAAACACUCAACAGCACAAAGGUGGAUUCAGCAGAAACCGAUGAGGUCAAACCCAAAAAACUCAUCCCUUCACCUGUCCCCUCUGUGGAAGAGUCUAGCCUCAGUAGUGACAUGGCAGAUAACAGUAGUAGCAGCACCAGCAGUUGUGGGCAAAAGACCAUCGUCACCCAGAUCACCUCUACCGCUACCACAACUACAACUGUGUCUACAGAGUCACGAACGAUGCAGAUCGCAGAAAACAAUGCAUCCAGCAGCACCGGAGGUACGUCGUCAGUACCUAACAUGGAGACCAGCAGUGCUGUCUCUACAGUAACCAAGACGACGACCACCACCACCACGGUUACCAAGGUUUGCAACUCAGUCCUGGGUGCCGCUGUCACAGCGGAGACCAAAACCGUUGUCACAACAACGUUAACAGACUCUAAAUCCGGUCCCUCGGGCUCCUCAGUCACCUCUAUGACAGCAAGUAAGGAGUAUUCCACUAGAGACAGGGUCCGUCUGCUCAGGUUUUCCCGGACCAAGAAAUCGCGCUCUGGAACAGCGUUACCAUCCUACAGGAAGUUUGUCACUAAGAGCAGCAAGAAGAGUAUCUUCGUCCUGCCCAAUGAUGAGCUCAAGAAGCUUGCCAGGAAAGGUGGCAUCCGUGAAGUGCCCAUUUUUAACUACAAUGCCAAGCCUGCCCCGGACAUUUGGCCCUAUCCUUCCCCAAGACCCACUUUCAGCAUAACGUGGAGGUACCGACUCCAGACGGUAAAGUCUCUAGCUGGGGUCAGUUUGAUGCUGCGACUGCUCUGGGCAUGCCUCAGAUGGGAUGACAUGGCUGUGAAGCCCUCUCCAGCUGUAGGGACUACUCGCACAGAAACGUCGGACACAGACAUCACCACGACGGAGAUCAUCAAGCGCCGAGAUGUGGGUCCCUAUGGCAUUCGUUCGGAAUAUUGUAUCAGGAAAAUCAUCUGCCCCCUCGGUGUUCCUGAUACUCCCAAAGAGACUCCAACUCCCCAGAGGAAAGGUCUGCGCUCUAGCGCUCUGAGGCCUAAAAAGCCAGAACCAGCAAAGCAGACCGGGCCGGUAGUGAUCGAGACCUGGGUGCCUGAAGAGGAACUGGAGCUAUGGGAGAUCAAGGCCUUCACAGAAAGGAUUGAGAGGGAAAAGACACAAUCAGCAGAUCCUGCUAAGGUUAGUAUACAGAAGAAAGCAGAGGAGUGCAAGGCCCAAUUGGAAGCUCAGCUGAAGCACCAGAGAUUGGCUGCCCAGCAGAAACGGUUGGAACAGCAGAAAACAGGGGCCAACACCACCACCUCCACGACCCUGACCAGCACCCCUGUCUCCACGGGGAAAGUUGUGGUCGGCUCCCUGUCGGGCCAGGUCACCCCUGGGACAAAAGUGGUGCUGGCCACCAAGAUGGGCAGCCCUGUGACAUUCCAGCAAAACAAGAACUUCCAGCAGACAUUUGCUUCCUGGGUCAAGCAAGGGCAGAGCAGCUCAGUCUCCACUGGCUCUGUUACCACGGUGGCGAGCAGCAUCACUACGUCUGGGCAAACGUUCCAGAUCGCUGCCGCCCCGGGGGGGUCGAUGGCCGGCAAGGUUCUCACCGCCAAACUGCCGCUACCCGCCAACAGCAAGAUUGUCACUGUGAAUGUGCCAACCACUCAAGGAGGUGUGGUGCAGGUGCAGCAGAAAGUUCUGGGAAUCAUUCCAUCCAGCACAGCGGGAAGUGCACAAUCCUUCGCCUCAUUCCAGCCUCGCUCUGGCACCAUCAGCAUCCGCCCUAACAACACAACCUCCACCCAACAGGCCAUCACAACUGGAACUUUACGACCAGGGAUGACGGUCAUUCGCUCUCCCCUACAGCAGAGCACUACUCUGGGCAAAACCAUCAUCCGCACACCCCUGGUGGUGCAACAAGGUAUUUUCCCUACCAGUCAGGCUCCACAGGUUGUCACUCAGGUUAUCCGUGGGCAGCCAGUAUCGACGGCCGUCUCCAGUGCCGGCGGGGUGCAGGCGGGCACUGGGCAGAGGGUGUUGGGCACCCCGCCACGGGCAGCAACUCCUGGGCAGCCCCAGACCUCCCAGACGCCAAGGCCUCAGCAGGGCCAGGUCAAACUGACCCUGGCCCAGCUCACACAACUCACCCAAGGGGCACAGGGUGGGAACCAGGGUUUGACGGUGGUGAUUCAGGGACAAGGUCAGACCACAGGUCAGCUUCAGGUCAUCCCUCAGGGCGUGACCGUGAUCCCUGGCCCCGGGCAGCAGCUGAUGCAGGCCGCCAUGCCCAACGGGCAGGUCCAGCGUUUCCUCUUCACGCCGAUGGCCCCCGCGCCAGCCCCGGCGUCCACGGCUAGUGCCCAGGCUUCAACAGCCGCUGUUACUUCCACCGUCGCUUCUGCCGCCUCCGCCUCGACUGUUGCUGCUCCCACAACCACUACGCCCACAAUACCAGCAGCUCAGCCAACAAUGCAACCCCAACUUCCCAUCGUGUCUCAGGCCCCUCUCGCACCAGCUCCACCCUCUGUACCUUCUACGGCCCCAACUAUCCAAACCUCCACCGUGUCAUCACCACUCACUGCCGCUACCGCCACAGCCUCCACCAGCGCCCAACCCCAUGUAUCAGCCCAACUGCCCUCCAUCCAAGUCCCCACAGUCCAGUCCACCGUGCCCCUACCUGUCCAGCAGGUAUCCACAAUCCCACCCGCCUCAUCUCAAGUCCCCAGCGCACUACCAGUGUCCCAGGCCGCAGUCACACAGGUCCAGGCUCAGCUGAGACCGCAGCAGAUCCAGCUGCAGCAGCCGCAGCUGAUAACAGUCGGGCAGCAGGUUCUCACGCAGAUCCAGAAUCAGGUGGCUGCGCAGCUGCAGGCCCAGGUUCAGCAAGGAGGCACCGUAUCGGGGGUCCCCCAACAGAUCAAACUGCAGCUGCCCCUUCAGAUCCAGCAAACGCAGGCGCAGCCCCUGCAGCAGCAACAGCAGGGAACUGCGCAGAUGCAGACGCACGCGCAGAUCCAGAACGUGGUGACUAUCCAAGGCGCUAACGUGCAGGAGCAGCUUCAACGCAUACAGCAGCUGCGGGAGCAGCAACAACAACAGCAGCAGCAGAAGAAGAGUCAGCAAUACGAAGUCAAACGUGAGCAGGUCCAGCAAACGACCAGCCCCGGAGAUCUGCUCCAGAAACAGGUGGUAAUGAAACAGAACACCAGUAUUGAACACUUAAAACAGAAGAAGUCCAUGACUCCAGCUGAAAGAGAAGAGAACCAGCGGAUGAUCGUGUGCAACCAAGUGAUGAAGUUCAUCUUGGACAAGAUCGAGAAGGACGAGAAGCAGGCGGCGAAAAAGAGGAAACGAGAGGAGUCGGUGGAGCAGAAACGCAGCAAGCAGAACGCCACCAAGCUCUCGGCGCUGCUGUACAAACACAAAGAGCAGCUGAAAGCUGAGAUUCUCAAGAAAAGAGCGUUGCUGGACAAAGAGCUGCAGCUGGAAGUGCAGGAGGAGCUGAGGAGAGAUCUGAGUAAGCUACGCAGGGAGAAAGAGAAAGCCCAGGCCGCCGCCUCCCAGGCAGCUGCCGCCGCGGCUGCCAGCGCCCAUGCGGCCAGCCUCUCCUCUUCAUCUCCCUCCUCUUCCUCCACUGCCAUCCCCCCCUCUUCCUCCUCUCACAAACGCAAACGGGACGAGGACAAAGACUCCUCCUCGACCAAGGUGAAGAAGAAGAAGAUGAUUUCCACUACCUCAAAGGACACCAAGAAGGACACGAAGCUGUACUGUGUUUGUAAAACACCGUACGACGAAUCCAAGUUCUACAUUGGUUGUGACCUCUGCUCUAACUGGUACCACGGUGAGUGUGUGGGCAUCACGGAGAAGGACGCCAAGAAGAUGGAUGACUACAUCUGUGCCGACUGCAAACGGGCACAGGAGGGCAACACGGAAGAACUCUACUGCAUCUGCAGAACACCUUACGACGAAGCACAGUUCUACAUUGGCUGUGACCGAUGCCAGAAUUGGUACCACGGGCGUUGUGUGGGGAUCUUACAGAGUGAAGCCACUCAUAUCGAUGAGUACGUCUGUCCACAGUGUCAGUCUACGGAGGACGCCAUGACCGUCCUCACGCCACUCACGGAUAAGGACUACGAGGGCUUAAAACGAAUCCUCCGGUCCUUACAGGCCCACAAAAUGGCGUGGCCGUUUCUGGAACCUGUGGACCCUGAAGACGCUCCUGACUAUUACGGCGUUAUUAAGGAACCUAUGGACCUGUCCACGAUGGAGGACAGGUUACAGAAGCGGUAUUAUAGCAAGCUGACAGAGUUUGUGGCGGACAUGACCAAAAUCUUCGACAACUGCCGCUACUACAACCCCAGCGACUCGCCUUUCUAUCAGUGUGCCGAGUUUCUGGAGUCUUUUUUUGUGCAGAAGCUCAAAGCAUUCAAAGCAAGCAGGUCUCAUAUCAACAAACUGCAGUCUUCUUCAGCCUCUUAGAAUCCAACACAACGUGCGUUCUUUUGACGCGUUCUCAACAAGAUUUGGGUUAAAGGGGUUUUUUUUGAACAAUCCAAUCCAUGGAGGAACCAAGCUUCUCCUAUGACUGUGGUGCUCCACUUUCUUUAUUUUUCUUUCUCUCUCUCUCUCUCUCUCUCUCUCUCUCUCUCUCUCUUUCUCUCUCUCUCUGCUCUCUUCCUCUGGUUCCAUGUCCCAGCCACAAUCCCAAACCGAUCCGCUCCAUUCUUCCCUCUAUCUGACCAGCAUCGCUGAUCCCAAAUGAACUUUUAUCCAAG